Molecule: messenger RNA, 2388 nt
Organism: Epithele typhae
Lineage: Eukaryota; Fungi; Basidiomycota; Agaricomycetes; Polyporales; Epitheliaceae
Exons: 7
Coding region: 1-2388 (795 amino acids)
Source: RefSeq, a predicted model, not a curated record
AUGCUAGAAGGUGGGGGAGACGAGGACACCAGCCCUCCGAGUACGCCCGCUUUAUCUGAGUAUAACAAGACCCCACCGGCCCGACUGCUGUACAGCCUCUUGCACAGAACGGCUGUGCCCGCGAUCACAGACUCAGAAUGGGACAGCAUGCGGAAAGACUACGCGUUCCUGAAUAUCCGUGACGCCGGAACGUUGCAACUCGCUGCCUUCGCGGCAGCUCACCGGAUGCAAAUGCACGUCAGCGACCGUCGCCUCCGACGCGCAGACCCGCCUUCUCAAGAGGUCCUCAUGGGCGAGUUCAGGUUCAUGCGGAACCAUAUCGGCCCCAUCUGGGAACUCGUCGAGGACUCGGCGCCCGGGAUCCGCGAGUGCGACGGCAUCGCUGCGAUCCAGCCGUUCGUCACGCACGCGUUCUCCUCCUUCGAAACGCUCCUCAACACGAUUGACUGGUACCUGCCUGUAUCACCGGACAACGCCUGCUGCUGCCAGUUCGGUGCUAUCCUGUACGACAUACUCGGAUUCCACUCCCAUUCCUCAGACGGCAUCCGCUAUCUGGUCACACCGUCGCUUGUUGCAGCGCUCGAGCGCGUGUUCAUGCAGCUCGUUGGAACGGAGGACUGGCGUCAAAUGGAGCCGGAGAAUGUAAAUGUGGACCCGUGCAAAUAUCGCCUCCUCGAUCUCACGUCGAAGGUCCCGCCGUGCCGGGCCCCUCCACCGGACGUGUCGUCUGCUGCUGCAGAUCCUCACUCGGAGAAACAGAACGACCAAGCUGCGGAACCCGAGCUCGUAUCCGUCCUUCAUUUCCCUGCGGAUUCCCCCGUGCCAGAGGUGGACGCCGCUGCCACUCCACACGAAAUGUCCACGGCGCCCGACGCAGCGACCGGGACCCGACUGCUCGUCAGUAUGCUAAGAACGGUCGAACCUGCGGGCGCAGAGUCAGAAUGGGACAAACUGUGGGAAAACGACGCGUUCCAGAAGAUCAGUGAUGCCCGAACGUUGCGCCUCGCUGCCUUCGCAGUAGCUUACCGGAUGCAAACGCUCGUCAGUGACCGUGGCCUCCGACGCGCAGACCCGCCUUCUGAAGACGUCCUCACCUGGGAGUUCAAGUUCAUGCGGAAUCAUAUCGGCCCCAUCUGGGAACUCGUCGAGGACUCGGCGCCCAGGAUCCGCGAGUGCGACGGCAUCGCUGCGAUCCAGCCGUUCGUAGCGCACGCGUUCUCCUCCUUCGAAACACUCCUCAACACGAAAGCUGACUCGUCGUUGCCUGUAUCACCGGACAACGCCUGCUCCCACUUCUGCUGUAUCCUGGACAGUAUACUCGAAUUCAACUCUCAUCCCUCAGACGGCAUCCGUCGUCUCGUCACACCGUCGCUCGUUGCAGCGCUCGAGCACGCGUUCACACAGCUCGUUGGAACGGACGACUGGAGUCGAGUGGAGGCUCAUGGUUUCACGCCUGUGCGCAGCCCUGUGGAUUUCCUCGCGGCAGUGGACGCGGCUACCAAGGCUCCACACAAAACGUCCACGGCGCCCGACACAGAUACCAGGACCCAAAUACUCAUCAGCCUUCAAAGAACUGCUGAACCCGCAAACACAGACUCAGAAUGGGACAACCUGUGGAUACGCGGCGCAUUCCAGAAGAUCAGUGACGCCGGAACGUUGCGACUCGCUGCCUUCGCGGCAGUUCACCGGAUGCAAACGCUCGUCAGCGACCGUGGCCUCCGACGCGCAAACCUGUCUUCUCAAGACGUCCUCACCUGGGAGUUCAAGUUCAUGCGGAAUCAUAUCCGCCCCAUCUGGGAACUCGUCGAGGACUCGGUGCCCAGGAUCCGCGAGUGCGACGGCAUCGCUGCGAUCCAGCCGUUCGUCGCACACGCGUUCUCCUCCUUCGAAACGCUCCUCAACACAAUUGAAGGCUGGUCGCUGCCUGUAUCACCGGACGACGCCUGCAGCUGGUUCGCGUUUAUUCUGGAAGACAUGCUCCAAUUCCACUCCCAUUCCUCGGACGCCAUCCGCCGUCUGGUCACACCGUCGCUUGUUGCAGCGCUCGAGCGCGUGUUCAUACAGCUCGUUGGAACGGAGGACUGGUGUCACAUGAACCCGGGGCGUUUCUGGGUGGACAUGUGCAAAUAUCGUCUCCUCGAUCUCACGUUCAAGGUCCCGCCGUGCCGGGCCCCUCCACCGGACGCGUCGUCUUCCGCCGCAGGUCCUCAAUCGGAGAAAAAGAAAGACCAAGCUACGAAACCCGAGCUCGUAUCCGUCCUUCAUUCCCCUGCGGAUUCCCCCGUGGAGGCGGACGCCGCUGCUACUCCACACGAAAUGUCCGUGGCGCCCGACGCAGUUCCAGCCACUUCGCCGGCCGCACCCACGGAUAUACCGCGCGCACCUUAG